CACAUAAAUUACCGAAAAUAAACAUCAGUUAUUAGAAAAAAAGUUCUACCACAGAAAUUGCUUUCGUUGGCUAUUUAUUCGUUUUUGGUUCUGGAUUCGGGGUUAUUAUAAUUUUUUGGUUGUGGCGUAGUUUUUCUUCAACAAAAAAAAGACAAUGGAAGAAGCUGAAUUGAUUUUUAAUUUCUUUUACAUAUUACUUUGCUUCUGCAUUGCCUAUCCACCGGAGGAGUUCAUUUCACUUGGUCUUACGGUCGAGAAUUGUUUUUCAAAAUUUCUUGGCUCCAAGGACGUCGAGUUCGUGCGUUAUCAUCAGAAAAGAACCUCAUUGAACUUAGUCAUUCAUAGUUGUUUACCAGCGUUUUAUUUUCUAAUUCAUCAUCUUAAAUUUGCAAUUGGUGAUGAUGACGAUGAGGAGGGAGGAAUUUUAGACUCAAACGAUAGAAUAAUCGUGGAUGGACCUUGGGCAUUGAAGUGCAUUACAUGGAAAGUAGCACAGCGUUUUAGUGUUAUUGCUGUUUUGUUUGUUCCCGGUUUGAUUGUUUAUUGGAUGCAAAAUAAUUGGGAGAAACAUCCAAUAAGUCGAACAUUGAAGAAAUUCUCAAAUACACCCAAUAGCUAUGCUACACUUGCUAGCGAUAUAAAUAACGAAUAUAGAAGACAAGAUGUUUUCAAAAUGAAAAUAAAUUCAAUUUCAUCGGUAGUUGCAACUGAAAACUGGAUUAUCAAAACUACCCCAUACAAUGUCUAUUUUGCACAUCAAAGUGAUACAACACUAAGUGUUGACAAAAGUGAAACCUACAACAUUGCCCAAGAUACCUCAGAUGCCUUGCAAAUAAUCAGUAUAAACGUACGGCCCGGUCGAGUGGGCGUCGAAGACUUUCAAAUACGUAUCAAUGCACUAGAAUUUCGAACCCUAGAAGAUCGCAUUAGCCGUCCAAUCAUAAUCCCCUCGAAUAUUCAAUUCCAUCGCAAUAUAAUCGAUCGUUUUAUUGAGGUAUUCAAAAAUCAGGUGUCAUUGAAUCCUGUCUAUGUAGCCGAUCAAGUGACUGAUAAGUGCUUUGCCUGCAUGAUCGCCGAACCGAAUAUAAAGAUCCACAAGCAGUGUUUGGAUGAGACACCUGAAGGACAAAUUAUUCCCGAACAGAAUCGUUGCACGAAUUGCUAUUGUCGGCCAAUGUGGUGUGUCGACUGUUUGGCGCGAUGGUUUGCUGCACGUCAAAAUGAAUUCGAUCGAGAUGUUUGGUUGGAAAAGAAAUGCACCUGCCCUAUGUGUAGAGCUCCAUUCUGCCUACUCGAUGUUAGUUACAUUGAAAGAAGACUCCCUUGAAAAAAUUAAAAAAUACAAAGACCCUUUACAAUUAUUGCAUUUUGCUUUUAUUAUAAACAUUUUAUAAAAUGAUAUUGAGUACGACUUAUAUAAGUGUGUGAUAUUAAAAAGAAUAUAUUAAUAAAAAAAAUAUUAACAAACGAACAAAACAAAAAUAA
Eupeodes corollae is the source of this 1485-nucleotide messenger RNA. RefSeq names its product E3 ubiquitin-protein ligase TM129. Lineage: Eukaryota; Metazoa; Arthropoda; Insecta; Diptera; Syrphidae. Gene Ontology annotation, biological process: protein ubiquitination. The transcript has 3 exons. Bases 155 to 1327 code for a protein of 390 amino acids. Gene Ontology annotation, cellular component: membrane; endoplasmic reticulum. Gene Ontology annotation, molecular function: ubiquitin protein ligase activity. The record is from RefSeq and is a predicted model, not a curated record.